AUGUCCGUCGCAACGAUGCUCCAACCGAGAGCCUCAAGGGCCUCGACGUCCUCCUCGGGGUCCUAUCAGCCAGUCACACGGCAGAAUACCCUCUCCUCCUCUCACGAUGGUCGGUCCGCCCGCCAAUCGAAGCGCAUUUCCGUCACCGCGCUGUAUCUGUCUAUGUCCGCAAAGGACAGAGACCUAGAGAUCUCUGAUGACCUGGCGAAAGCACAAAAGUACCUCCGUGAACUGAAAGCAAAGAUCUCGUCACAAUCGAAGAAGAACUUCGUCCUGGAAAAGGAUGUGCGCUAUCUGGAUUCCCGAAUCGCGCUGCUGAUUCAGAAUCGCAUGGCGCUAGAAGAACAAAACGAAGUUGCGAGCCAUCUCGACGAUUCGGCCGAUCCUCAGGAAGGCUUCUUUCCAAACGAUGAGAAGACCCAGAAAUACGGAAACCUACUCUUCCUUCUGCAGUCGGAACCGCGCCACAUUGCCCACCUCUGCCGAUUGGUGAGCAUGUCCGAGAUCGACUCCCUUCUCCAGACGGUCAUGUUCACCCUAUACGGAAACCAAUACGAGAGCCGGGAGGAGCACCUGCUUUUAACAAUGUUCCAGUCCGUGUUAACCUACCAAUUCGAUAAUACACCCGAAUACUCAUCUCUGCUGCGCCAAAAUACCCCUGUAUCGCGGAUGAUGACUACGUACACGCGACGUGGUCCCGGCCAAGGUUAUUUGAAACAGGUGCUGGCGGACCAAAUUAAUUCACUAAUCGAACUCAAGGAGGUCGACCUGGAGAUCAAUCCGCUCAAGGUCUAUGAGAGCAUGGUCAAGCAGAUCGAGGAGGAUACCGGAUCUCUCCCCGAUUACCUCGCGAGGUCGGUCACCCCCGAGGUUGCGGCUGAGAACGAACAGGUGCAGGCUAUCAUUGUCCCGCGACUGAAGAUGCUGACCGACAUCGCCAACACUUUUCUGAAUACCAUCAUUGACGGAUUGGACGAGACUCCUUACGGCAUCCGAUGGAUUUGCAAGCAGAUUCGGAGCUUGUCAAGGCGUAAAUACCCCGAUGCCCAGGAUCAGACUAUUUGUACACUGAUCGGAGGAUUCUUCUUCCUGCGGUUCAUUAACCCGGCGAUCGUCACACCCCGCUCUUACAUGCUUGUCGAUGGGACUCCUUCUGAUAAACCCCGGCGGACGUUGACUUUGAUCGCGAAGAUGUUGCAGAAUUUGGCGAACAAGCCCUCCUACGCCAAGGAGCCAUACAUGGCCAAGCUGCAGCCCUUUAUCCAGCAGAACAAGGAACGGGUCAACAAGUUCAUGCUGGAUCUUUGUGAAGUCCAGGAUUUCUACGAGAGUCUGGAGAUGGACAACUACGUCGCACUGUCUAAGCGUGACCUGGAGCUCCAGAUCACGUUGAACGAAGUCUACAGCACACAUGCCUUGCUGGAGAAGCACUGCGCUGCGCUGACUCAGGACCAGCACUCGCACCUGCAAGUCCUGCUCCAGGAAUUAGGACCCGCUCCCCCGCAGGUACCCCGAAAAGAGAAUCGGACGAUCAACCUCCCGCUGUUCAGCAAGUUCGAGACUGCCAUUGACGAUCUCACUGCUGCUCUCGAUAUCACGCAGGAGGAGAUCUACUUCAUGGAAGCCAAGUCGACCUUUGUCCAAAUCCUGCGUGCACUCCCUCAACACUCUUCCGUCACCCGGCGUCCUCUUCGACUCGACCGGAUCGCUGAAGCGGCUGCCACGCUGAAGAAUGACGCUGUCAUGGUUCGAAAAGGAAUCCGCACCAUGGAACUGCUGAGCCAGCUCCAGGAGAUGGGGGUCAUCGACCGUUCUGACGACUUCAGCCUGCUCCGGGAUGAGGUCGAACAGGAAUUGGUCCACCUGGGGUCCUUGAAGGAGAAGGUGCUGGAGGAGACGAGGAAACUGGAGGAGGUUUUCCGUACGAUCCGUGAUCACAACGCCUAUCUGGUUGGACAGUUGGAGACCUACAAGUCGUAUCUGCACAAUGUCCGCAGUCAAUCGGAAGGCCCGCACAGGAAGCCACAGAAGCACCAAGAACUGGGCCCAUACAAAUUCACCCACCAGCAACUCGAAAAGGAGGGCGUGAUCCGGAAGAGCAACGUGCCCGAGAACCGGCGGGCAAAUAUCUACUUUAUGUUCAAGAGUCCCCUACCGGGAACCUUUGUGAUCAGCCUGCACUACAAAGGUCGCGCACGCGGGCUUCUCGAGCUCGACCUCAAGCUUGACGACCUGCUGGAGAUGCAGAAAGACAACCAGGAAGAUCUCGACCUGGAGUAUGUGCAGUUCAAUGUGACCAAGGUGCUCACGCUUCUGAACAAACGAUUCGCACGAAAGAAGGGAUGGUAA
This is a messenger RNA of Paecilomyces variotii, 2349 nucleotides long. RefSeq names its product GTPase activating protein Sar1. Gene Ontology annotation, molecular function: GTPase activator activity; protein binding. Gene Ontology annotation, biological process: regulation of GTPase activity; regulation of actin cytoskeleton organization. Bases 1 to 2349 code for a protein of 782 amino acids. Gene Ontology annotation, cellular component: cell cortex. The transcript has 4 exons. Lineage: Eukaryota; Fungi; Ascomycota; Eurotiomycetes; Eurotiales; Thermoascaceae. The record is from RefSeq and is a predicted model, not a curated record.